AUGUUCAAAGGCUAUUCGAGUAUUCAGAACCACUACAUGAAGGGAGUGGUGGAUUUUCAAUUUGAACCUAAUUUCUCUCGGGAAGUUGAGUGGGUGGUUACCGAGAAGGUUCAUGGUAGUAAUUUUAGUUAUGUUGUUUCAGUGAGAGAGAACGCAGAGUUGGAUAUUCAAGUUGCAAAACGAACUGAAAUUCUUGUUGCCGGUGAUCCAUCAUAUUAUCCAAUUGCUGUUCAAAAAGUGAGAGAAAUUUAUGACAAGAAAAUGCCAAUUCUCUUCAAACGUGUGUCAGAGAUUGUCGAUGAAAAUUUCAAAAUAACUGUGAAUAGGGUGAAUGUUUUUGGAGAGUUAUUUGGUGGUCACUAUCCUCACAAGGAAGUGCAAAAUGUGAAUGGACGAGUUCCUAUUCAACGACAUGUGUAUUAUCAUACAGAAUUCGAUUUUUACAUAUUUGACAUUUAUUUCUCAGGUGUUGAAAAGGAAACCCUGAAGGAAAAACAAUUCUUUCUUCCUUAUGACUUAUUUGUGAAAGCUCUUUCAGAGUGUGAAUUCAAUUGCUACGCAAAAGAAAUUUUUAGAGGAACGUUUGAAGAAUGUUUGAAAUUUGACUGUGUUUUUGACUCAAUAAUUCCUUCAUAUUAUGGACUUCCUGGGUUGCCUCAUCACACAAACAUCUGUGAAGGAAUUAUUAUUAAACCUGCCAAGGACAUGUACACCCAGAAACGAGAAAGAAUGAUUAUCAAAAAGAAGAAUGACGCAUUUAAUGAAAAGAUCGGACAAGCUAAGAAAACAAAACAAAAGGAUCACACCAAAACUAGCAGUGACGAAAGCAGAUUUACACACGAAAAGGGAGAACAAGUUUUCGAAGAUGUCACUAACUAUAUCAACGAAAAUAGAUUGGAAGCAACCAUUUCCAAGUUGGGCGAUAUUUUCAAAUUCCACAAAUUAAGGGAGCAAGCAAUCUAUCUCUUGGCACAAGAUGCACUUAAGGAUUACAAGGAUGAAAAUUCAGAGCUGUGGAACGAACUCCCAAAGGAAGACCAAAAGACCAUUUCAAGGGCCCUUCCUAAAAUUUCACAAAGAUUUGUGGACACGUAUGUGAAAGAAAGAAUGGAAGAGAAUGAAAACAAGGAAAAUUAA
Molecule: messenger RNA, 1137 nt
Organism: Naegleria fowleri
Lineage: Eukaryota; Heterolobosea; Eutetramitea; Acrasida; Naegleriidae
Exons: 3
Coding region: 1-1137 (378 amino acids)
Source: RefSeq, a predicted model, not a curated record